UAUUGCCGCGCAUGCGCGAAGCGCUGCGGACAAACUUGACGUUUGCCAGCCCAGUUACACCGAGAAUUCUGGCGAAACUGUAAAUAACAUUGUAAAUAUUCCGAAUUCGAAAUCCAAAAAUUGUUUUGUUUCUUCUAAAACGGAAUGCUCGCGAGUGCAUAGACUAAAAAAGUUUCUCUACAUGCAGGCUGAAUAGCACAGCGUAAAGCAAGAUGAUCGACCCAAGCUCUUCCGAAGACGACAGUGAUGAUGAACACAAGAAGCAACCCAACAAAUUACCAGUGGUACCACCAGGCAGCUUGGCAGGAGGCAGACCAUCCGUCAGAGGAAAGCCAGAACUUCCACGAGGUUCUACUGUGGGCCUUCCAGGUCCGAGUCCUCUAACAACGGCACCUCUAGCUGCCCCACUCCACCCUGCAACCAGGCAAAGGGAACAAGCGGCUUUGGCACCACCUCCUCAUGCAUCCUUCUUGCGCAGGACAUCAACGGGCAGUGCGAGCUCGGGGGAGGCUCCAGCUCCGUCCCCCAGCCCCUCAGGUGCCAGUCACUCUGAUAAGGACCAAGACCCGCAGGAGAAGAUGGAAAAGCUAGAAGAGGACAAAAAGCGUCGGUUGCAGCUCUAUGUUUUUGUGUCGAGAUGUGUCGCGCAUCCGUUCAACGCAAAACAACCUACGGACAUGACGAGAAGGCAUACCAAGCUCACACCGCAUCAGCUGGAGACCAUACAAGCGAGGUUCCAAGCGUUCCUCAAAGGCGAGACCCAAAUCCUGGCAGACGAGGCCUUCCAGAACGCAGUCCAGUCGUACCACGACGUGUUCCUGAAGUCUGAGCGGGUGGAGCAGAUGGUAAAGUCAGGGGCCUGCUCCCACCACGACUUCCGGGAGGUCUUCAGGAACAACAUCGAGAAACGAGUCAGGUCUUUGCCAGAAAUUGACGGAUUAAGUAAAGAAACAGUGCUAACGUCGUGGCUGGCUAAGUUUGAUUGUAUAAUGAAGGGUACAGGCAUUCCCGGAGACGACGAGUCCAAAAGACCAUCGAGGGCUCAACAGCAGAGCCUAAACGCGGAGUGCAUCCUCAGCAAGGAACAGCUCUACGAUAUGUUUCAACAGAUCCUGGGGGUAAAGAAGUUUGAACAUCAGUUGCUGUUUAACGCGUUACUUCUCGAUUCAGCAGAUGAACAGGCUGCAGCCAUCAGAAGAGAACUUGAUGGAAGAAUGCAGAAAGUGAACGAAAUGGAAAAGAAUCGAAAACUGAUGCCGAAGUUUGUCUUGAAAGAAAUGGAGUCGCUCUACGUGGAAGAGUUGAAGUCAUCAAUCAACCUGCUUAUGGCCAAUUUGGAGUCACUGCCUGUGUCCAAGGGCGGUGCCGACUCCAAAUACGGCCUUCACAAAAUCAAGCGGUAUAAUCACAGAUCGAAUGCCGGACCCGACCCGAGCCCAAGGCUGAGUAAGCAGCUGUGUUUCAGAUCUCAGGGGUCUCUGGCCAACAAGCUGACCGGCGAAGCUGAUGGUGGUGAUGUGGAUACACAGCUCACGAAAAUGGACGUCGUUCUGACGUUCCAAAUUGAGGUGGUUGUGAUGGAAGUAAAAGGUCUAAAAUCAUUAGCUCCUAAUCGAAUAGUUUAUUGUACAAUGGAAGUGGAAGGGGGAGACAAAUUGCAGACUGACCAAGCAGAGGCCUCCAAGCCCAUGUGGGAUACCCAAGGAGACUUUAGUACAACACAACCCCUCCCUGCCGUUAAAGUUAAAUUGUACACAGAAAAUCCUGGAGUGUUAGCUUUGGAAGACAAGGAACUAGGGAAAGUAGUGCUCAGACCAACACCAUUAUCUAGUAAGGUACCGGAAUGGCAUAGAAUGACAGUUCCGAAGAACUUGCCAGAUCAGGAUCUAAGGAUCAAAAUUGCGUGUCGAAUGGACAAACCAUUGAACAUGAAGCAUUGUGGCUACCUCCACGUCAUCGGCAAAAACGUCUGGCGCAAAUGGAAGCGCAGAUACAUGGUGCUCGUCCAAGUGAGCCAGUACACUUUCGCGUUAUGCUCGUACAAGGACAAGAAGUCCGAGCCUGCUGAGAUGAUGCAACUGGAUGGGUUCACUGUGGACUACAUCGAACUGGCCAGUGCACAGCUGAUCGUAGGACAAGGUAAGAGCAAACAAAUAGAGCUGGAAGGUGCGAAAUACUUCAUGAAUGCAGUCAGAGAUGGAGAAUCAGUACUGAUGGGUGUGACUGAUGAGAAUGAAUGCCAUCUGUGGGUAAUGGCCUUGUACAGAGCUACAGGACAGAGUCAUAAACCGACACCGCCUACGACGUCUGAUACACAUCACAAAAUUAUGGGAGACGCAGAUAAAGCUCGGAAACAUGGCAUGGAGGAUUAUAUUCAAGCAGAUCCGUGUCAAUUUGACCACCAUCAGUUGUUUUCGAUGCUACAGUCUCAAACAUUGAAGUACCGACUUGUGGAUCCCUAUUGUUCAUUGGGAUGGUUCUCUCCUGGUCAAGUAUUUGUACUAGAUGAGUACUGUGCUAGAUACGGAGUGAGAGGUUGCUACCGGCACCUCUGUUACCUCUCAGACCUUCUGGAUGUAGCGGAAAGUGGCCAGCAGACUGUGGACCCGACAUUGAUGCAUUAUUCCUUUGCCUUCUGCGCCAGCCACGUCCAUGGAAACAGAGUAAGCCCCACGGUCGAAGUGGUUCACAGUACUGCCACGUUGCCUGGCAGGCCUGACGGCGUGGGAAGCAUCACGGUCCAAGAGAAAGAGAAGUUCGCAGAGAUCAAGGAACGUUUGAAGGCACUGCUGCAGCAUCAGAUCACGAACUUCAGAUAUGCUUUCCCAUUUGGGAGGCCGGAAGGCGCUUUGAAGUCAACACUUUCGCUACUUGAGCGUGUUCUGAUGAAAGAUGUGGUUACUCCAGUAGCUCCUGAAGAAGUAAGAGCGAUGAUACAGACCAGUCUCGAAAAUGCAGCCUUGUUAAAUUACUCACAGCUUAGUCAGAAAGCUAAUAUUGAAGAGGAUUUGAGAGGAGAAACAAUGGUAACACCAGCAAAAAAGCUAGAGGAUCUAAUACAUUUGGCUGAACUUUGCGUAGAUCUUUUGCAACAAAAUGAAGAACAUUACGCAGAGGUGUAUAACACAAAAACGGAACCAAGACCGGAAGGUCAAGAAAAUGCGUUCGCGUGGUUCUCAGAGCUGUUGGUAGAGCAUGCCGAGAUCUUCUGGGCGCUGUUCGGAGUAGAUAUGGACCGGGUGCUAGCAGAACAGCCGCCUGACACCUGGGACUCUUUCCCGCUGUUCCAGAUCUUGAACGACUAUCUCAGGACUGAUGAAAACUUGAAAGGUGGUCGGUUCCAUGAGCACUUGCGAGACACUUUCGCUCCCUUGGUUGUCCGAUAUGUGGACCUCAUGGAGUCAUCCAUAGCUCAGUCACUUCACAAAGGCUUCGAGAAAGAACGAUGGGAGAUCAAAGGAAAUGGGUGUGCAACCAGUGAAGAGUUGUUCUGGAAGUUAGAUGCAUUGCAGUGCUUCAUCCGAGACCUGCACUGGCCAGAACCAGAGUUUAGGUCGCAUUUGGAGCAAAGGCUGAAGCUGAUGGCCAGUGACAUGAUGGAGACGUGCAUCCAGAGGACAGAAGCAUCCUUCCAGUCCUGGCUAAAGAAGAGCAUCACCUUCAUGUCAACGGAUUACAUUCUUCCCGCGGAGACUUGUGCGAUGGUCAAUGUAGCUCUGGACGCGAAGAACCAAGCCCUCAAGCUGUGCGCCGUUGAAGGGGUGGAUAUAUAUCAGUAUCAUACCAAAAUGGAUGCACAGAUCGAGUCGUGUCUGCAAGCGAUGGCUACAGGCAUGACCACCAGGCUCUCUGCAGUGCUUGAGGCUACGUUGGCUAAAAUUGCGAGGUUCGAUGAGGGAAGCCUUAUCGGAUCUAUUCUCACGAUAGCCAACGUAUCCGGCUCCGGCAAGGACAUCGGCCAGGGUUACGUUAACUUUAUGAGGAACUCUAUGGACCAAAUUAGAUCGAAGGUGACAGAUGAACUCUGGAUCCUGCAGCUGUUCGAGCACUGGUACGGCGUGCAGGUACAGCUGAUCCACAACUGGCUGAUAGAGCGGCCGGCGCUGCAUCCGCAGCAGGUGGCCUGCCUGUCCAUCACGUUGAAGAAAAUGUACAGCGACUUCGAGCUGCAGGGCGUGAUCGAUGACAAGCUCAACUCGAAGGUCUACCAGGGUGUGGCUGCGCGCAUGCAUACGGAAGAGGCCACGUGCAGCUUGCUGCUGGCUCAACAGGACGCAGGCGGUGGUGACGACGGCUCCGAGGAAGGCUCCCGGAGCGGCAAGUCGAAGCUAGAAGCGCUAACAGAUGAAGCCAAGUUAGGCAACGUGACUGCAGUCGUUGGAAAGGUUGGCGGUCUCUUUGGCCGCGGCAUCGGGGAACUGUCAUCAAAAAUCGGCGGGGCGUCUUCUUGGUUUUAGCAUAUUAAAAGCCCUAGCACAUUCGUUUACGUUAAAAUUCCUUUCUUUGCCUAUAUCGAUGUACUGAGAUAGAGAAUUCCAGCUGCUUUUUGUCAAUACACCGAUUCAAACAUCGAAGCAUCGACAAAAAGCAAUCAACUGUUCUGUGAUGACGUUUCAAAAUUUUUCUUUUUUGCAUUCGAUUACAUUCUAGAAUGUCAGCCAUUUUGGAAAUAGUUAAUCGAAAAAAUGGCGUCUUACGCGCUAAUUUAAAUAUAAGUGGCCAGUUCGCAUAGCUUAGUAUGAUUAGUGUAAAACGAGGUGUAGAUUUUAUUUUAUAAAAGCUUUAUGUACAGUUAGGAUCAUCAUUCGUUUAUUAUUGGAUCAAAAUAACAUUGUAAUAGGUGUUAAGAGUAGUAUUUGAUAUCACAAAAUUGAAUAUUAUAAAAAUUAUAUACUACGAAUGCAUACAUAAACACAAUGCUACAAUAAUAAAACAUAUCGCUUUGGCAAAAAAUAAUACGUUGUGUGUUAAUAAAUUACGGUAUAUUAUUUAUGUUAUUUACAAAAUUAUAAAUAUUAUAAAAUAUUGGGUAAUUCGAGCGAUUUGGGAGUGUUUUUAAAGGGAGAAAGCGAUCCUUUUGAAAUUAGUUGCCGAAUUUUCGUUGAUUAAACUUUUAAAUACCUACUUACUAACUACCUGCUGUUAGAAUCAAAUAUUUUAUAGAUGUUUAAUCAAUGUUUCUUGUGUGUUAACAAUAACAUUCAGUGUUACUUCAUUAUUUCACAGUUUCUCACCCAUUUCCACAUUAACGUGUGACAUAACAUAGCCAUAAUAGCACAUAGUUUUUACAGAAAAAUGUUACGAAAUUUUUAAUUCAUCUCUUUCUAUUCAGAAGCAGUAUUUUUCUAAAUAUCCUACAAUCCUCUUUUUAAAUAUCGGUUGAUGUUAAAACUUGAAACUAACUUUUUCAUGUGCAUUUUUAUAAAAAUAAUAAUGGCGCGAGAUUUUGCAAAUUAUUUUUCGAACACAAGUGUUGCCAGUAAGGAAUGAUUUCCCCAUUUUGAGGGUAGUUUUUAUAAAAAUGCACGUUUUACUAGCCACUUUUGCUGUAGUAAUUAUUCUCUAUUAUAUUUUAAUGCUCUGUAGAUUCUAAUAACGAUCUAGUAACGUUUUACCUUAACUAGUCGUCAAAAUAAUACAUAACUAUUUAUAAAAAAUACUAUUAUAGUUAUAUUUGUUAACAAAAUAAUAUUCUUCUACGCUAAACACCUUACAAAUUUUUGAACUAGAAAAUUUAAAGUUCUUAGAUAAAACUUUGAAAAUUUAAAUAGCGUUUAGUCGCUAUGCUGAGUCGCCUUAAAUUGUCUUGUGAGAAACGGCUUAAGAAAUAGAUACAGAAUUAUAAGAGUUUGUUAAAUGAACAUUAUAUGAAUUGGAUGAAUGAACAUUAUAUUAAUUGAUAACAAGACAAAUAUUUUUACACACGUUACUUAUAAUUUUAAUGACGGUGCUUGCUCUUACAGAAUAACGAAUGGUUUUUCAAAAAACCAUUAUUUUUCACGUAAAAAAGUAUUAAAUAUCUAUUCAAUACGAGUAAUAACAUAAAAAAACGGUUUAUAAAUAAGGGUAAACAUCGUCUAAUACUGUUUCAUACUAUACUUAACCUUAAGAGAUAUUGUUAUUUUCCACUCCAGAGCUUUUGUUUAUUUUAUUUAUCUUUCAAUAAACAAUAAUAUUUUCUACAAUAAUAAUAUACCAUUCAUUAAAAAGAACGUUUAGGGAA
This is a messenger RNA of Ostrinia nubilalis (European corn borer), 6223 nucleotides long. RefSeq names its product calcium-dependent secretion activator (gene Cadps). The coding region runs from base 213 to 4457 and encodes 1414 amino acids. Lineage: Eukaryota; Metazoa; Arthropoda; Insecta; Lepidoptera; Crambidae. Gene Ontology annotation, biological process: dense core granule exocytosis; synaptic vesicle exocytosis. The record is from RefSeq and is a predicted model, not a curated record. The transcript has 34 exons.